Symbiodinium natans is the source of this 906-nucleotide messenger RNA. The record is from the annotation of a GenBank genome assembly. Lineage: Eukaryota; Dinophyceae; Suessiales; Symbiodiniaceae.
AUGCUGCAACAGGCGCAGGUCGGUGUGGGUAUCUCCGGAAGGGAGGGCAGGCAGGCGGUGAACUCCGCUGACUUCGCCAUCUCGCAGUUUCGGUACCUGGUCAGACUGCUGCUUGUGCAUGGUCGCUGGAACUAUCAGCGUGCGUGUAAGUUCGUCAUCUAUAGUUUCUGGAAGAAUGCUGUGCACCUGAGCUGCAAAUUAAGUCGUGUCCUCUUGAUGUUUUACUACACCUUCUACUCCGGCUAUGCAGGUCAGAGCCUCUUCGAGGACAUGGUGCGGGCUUCGUACAACUUCGUCCUUGCGUUUCCUAUCAUCACAACCGGCAUGUUCGAGCGGGAUGUGGAGGAGGAGCAGGUCUUAGCCAACCCUGGUCUCUAUGUGAAUGGGCGUGAAGGCCUUGAUCUCAAUGCAUCCAAACUGGUUGAGAUGCUUCUUUCUGCAGCAGUCCACUCAUGCGUUAUCGGCUUCGUCAUGCUUCUCGUCUGUCGAGACAUGUACCUCUUGCAAGCGGGUGACUACUACACCUUCGGCACGAUUGUGUUCACCGUGCUAGUGAUUGCGAUGAACUAUCGGGCCGCAUUCCUUACGAGGACAUGGAACUGGGUGACGGUUGCUGGGCAACUCUCCUCCUUUCUGACGUACCUGUUGUUCCUUGCUGUCUACUGCAACAAGUCGGUGAGUGACCAACUCCAGCCUUGGAUGUAUGGCGUUCCCACACGCAUGCUGAAGUCUCCUCACUUCUGGUGGCCACCUCAGAUCCCCAAACAAUGCGAGCAUCAAGGAUGCACAGAGCAUCGGAGAGCGUUGUUUCAACAACAAGCACCCAACACAACACACAUGCACUUAGUGGGUACUCUGAGAAGCCUCUGCGACGCCCUCUCGGCUCGUCCCUUCUGUGCCUUGUGA